Molecule: messenger RNA, 1278 nt
Organism: Vicia villosa (hairy vetch)
Lineage: Eukaryota; Viridiplantae; Streptophyta; Magnoliopsida; Fabales; Fabaceae
Exons: 1
Coding region: 1-1278 (425 amino acids)
Molecular function (GO): catalytic activity
Source: RefSeq, a predicted model, not a curated record
AUGAUCAUUAGCUCUCUCAAUUUUAGGGGAGGCGGGAGUAGCGCAAAGAGACGAAGGGUCAGCCAUAUCAUAAACAAAGGUAAUGCAGAUUUCUUUUUUAUUCAAGAGACAAAAUUACAUUCGAUAUUUAAGUCUUUCACUGGUAGUUUUUGGAGGAAUAGCAAUAUCGAUUAUUCUUUUUUGCCGUCUUGUGGAGCGUCGGGGGGAAUUCUGUCUCUGUGGAAUACUAAUUCAAUUAAGGUGCUGUGUAGUUUUGGUGGAGGGGGGUUUUUAGGGGUGAAGGCUGUUUGGAAGGAAGAGGUGUACUAUCUUGUAAAUAUUUAUUCGCCUUGUUCUUUGGUGGAGAAGCGUUUGUUGUGGGGGAAAUUACUCUCUUUGAAGUCUAAAUUUACUGAUCGAGAGUGGGUCAUUGGAGGUGACUUUAAUGCUAUCAAGAAUAGAAGAGAAAGAAAUGGGAGUUCAGCUUUGCAACCUAGUUGUGAAUGGAGGGAGUUCGCGGAGUUUAUUGAUUUGAGCAAUUUGAUAGACAUUUUGUGCAAAGGAAAGAAAUACUCUUGGUUUAGUGGGGACGGGAGGGUUAGAAGUAGGAUUGAUCGCUUCUUGGUGGCGGACAAAGUGGUUAGUAAAUGGGGAGUGGUCGGCCAAUUUGUAGGGGAUCGUGAUGUUUCGGACCAUUGCCCGGUGUGGUUGGUUUAUGAUAAUUCUAAUUGGAGACCAAAGCCUUUUAAAUUCAACAAUGAAUGGUUUGCUAAUAAGGAUUUCUUGUCUUUCGUGGAGAAGGAAUGGCAAUCGUUUUCGGUGGAAGGGAGGGGCGAUUUUGUUUUAAAGGAGAAGUUGAGACUUAUUAAAGAGAGGUUGAGAUGGUGGAAUUUGAAUGUUUUUGGGAAGAUAGAUUUGGCGGUCGAGGAAGGUGUGCGUAACUUGAACGAAGGUGAUGAAAUGGUGGAUGAGGAGGAUGUCGUGGAAUCUACCGUAGAUGUUGAUAGGAGAAGGAGGGCAUCUAAAGAUUUUUGGAUGAAUUUAAAGAUUAAAGAGAAUAUGUUAAUCCAAAAAUCGAGAUUGAAAUGGUUGAAUGAUAGAGAUGCGAAUAGUAAAUUCUUCCAUAGGGUUAUGAAAGCGAGGAGAAGUCGGAAUCACAUUGGCCCUAUCUUGACGGAUAGAGGUUUUGUUGACUCGGUUUUGGAAGUGAAAGAGGAAGUCUUGACUCACUUCGAGAAAAAGUUUUCCGAGGUGGUGAGGGGGAGACCGAUUUUGGAGGGGAUUUCGUUAGGGGUUUGA